Molecule: messenger RNA, 5809 nt
Organism: Trichobilharzia szidati
Lineage: Eukaryota; Metazoa; Platyhelminthes; Trematoda; Strigeidida; Schistosomatidae
Source: the annotation of a GenBank genome assembly
CCUCUGUCUUAUGAAAAUUUUGAAAAUAUUGGAGUUCCAUCUACAACUAAGAACCCCUUGGUUGGUGUCCUCUCGAAUUCAAAUUCAGGUAGUAUUAUUUCGUUGGAACUGAAGUCAAUUUCACUAUUUUCAAAUGAUGUAUGUUGGGUCAUAUUUGCAAGACACUGGAGAUUUCAUUUUACUAAUGCUAAACUAAUCCCUGACAAGUGUGUACCAAUCUUAAUGUUAAAAAGUUUUAUUCCACUGCAAAGAUUUCAGGAACAUUGCGAUGAGGUAUCUGAACAAACUGUUUCGUGUCCUUUGCUACGAAAACUCCUCGAAAACUAUCAGUUUCCUUCAAAACUAAUCAGUUUUGAAGAAAAAAGUAAUCGGAACCUCCGACUGCUGCUUGGUUGGAAGUAUUCAGCCUGGUUACGAUGUAUACCAUGUGAUGACCAUUUCACUUCUAAAUAUUAUGAUUGUGGUUGUGACGAUGACGAGAAAACCUUUAAAUCUCUGGAUUUAAAAACAUUUCAACAGACAACUAUCAACCAUAAUUCGCAAAUUUCAUCCGUUUUAUUUUUCACUCCACUGGAAAUUUUAAUAACUGGUGAUAUGUGCGGAACAAUAAAGACAUGGAACAUAGAUCAAGUUCAGCUGGCAGUAUUUCAUAGUCACUUGAAUGAAAUAAUUCAUUUUUCCACUCACAGAUGGGAUUUAAUAAGGCCACACGCAUCUCACUAUAUAUCACCGAGUUUUAUUUCAAUAAGCAGGGAUGGGACGAUGAAGUGUUGGCAGUUUUGGCAAUCACAGUGCAUUAAUCCAGGAAGCAACGAAUUAAUUUCUGAUGAUGUGCAGACAAACGGGACUGUCAGAGAUGUUCAGACGAACAGCAUGAUGGAAGUGGAUUCCAGACAAGCACUUAUGAAUUUAUAUUCAAGCAUUUUGUCAGAAAACAAAAAUUCAUCAAAGUAUAUUCAUGAGGUCUAUGGCGUAUGUGUGAUACAACACACGGGCAAUAUUGUUCUCAUAGGAGUUAAGACAGGAGAUGACUGGAAAUCAGAAGGUCAAACAGAGUACUAUUUGGAACACUGGACAUUAUCUGAACCAUGCUCGCCAUUAGCAGAGUUUCCGCAAACAGUCAGACAUAUUUCAUUUGUUCAGCUGGAUGAAGUAUACAAUGUAGAUAAUUUAGAAUUGCAACAGCCGGCUGACUGCAACCAAGUUGAAAAAGCUGAUGCAAUUAACAUAGCAGUUGUUGUGUGUGAUGGAAAGCCAGGAAGCAUACAUUUAAUCUCUACACCAACUGGAUAUAUCAUAACAACAGCCGUAUGUGAAGACUCAGCGGAAGAUGCCGUAUGGCAUUGGAUGUUGGAAAAAUUAUUCGUCUUACAAAGUAAUGGAACUAUUGCUGUAUUUUCUACAUGCAGUCGACCGUGUAGUUUACUUUAUGUCUGGAAGUCAGCCGAAGACAGUGCACUUUAUUCUGGGCCACUACUACUUUAUCCAGUACAUUGUCCAGACUACUUUAAGACAUUUUUAGAAAACGAAGACUCAAACGACUUACAGCCUCAAGUCAUCUUGCUGUUUCUAGUUGGGACAUCAAACGGUUCAUUAGCGAUACUGUGCCCUGAAGAGGGCAAGAUACUGAGUAAAAUUUCAACACACUUAUCUACUAAAACUUUAGAUAACCCACCAGAUUCCAGCAGCAGUUCACCACUUUCCUCAAUUAAAUCAAAUCCAAAAACUGGAAGACUGUACACUGUAACAGUUGAUGGGACAAUUAAAGUUUGGCAACUGAUCAGACCCUUACCAAUUAUUGUUCAGAAGAGAAAAAUAGAAGAUUCCGACUAUGAUAACGCAAAUCUGCGCAUACACUUCAAACACUUCCCAUUUAAAAUUGUUAACAACACAGACAUUUAUUGUGUUUAUACUGCUGGGGACCAUUCAAACACUGGAAGAUCUGAAUUCCUUUCGGAUGUCUCUUAUUGUCAUGCUAUAUGUGCUGAAGUCAGUGACACCUGGGACAACUAUUCUGUUUUCAGCCUCAAAACAACACGUCGUUUAAACCAAGCCUACUAUAAUCAUCUUGAUACGACACUUUUGAAAGAUCUUUGUUUUGGACUAACUAUCAGGAGUUCGCUCAAUACAUACUUUGAGAAAUCACCUAUCAUUGAACAAAUAUUUUUAACAAUAUCUGUUGAUCCCAUCGAUCAGGAAAGUCUCUAUCUAAAAAUAUGGCGGGCAGUAUUAGAAAGUGUAAGGAAUAACAGUAAUCAAAAUUAUAAAAAAGCUUUGUUAGCAAGUACAAUAACGCCAUUUGCAACAGAAAAUACUUCCGUCAAUGGUAUAAAAUGUAAUAUACAACUGGUGAAUACACUAAAACUACCAUUUACCACAGGCUCUAGAGCACCUCAAACUACCUGCAGAGUCCUCAGUGUUCAAAACAGUGGUGAUAUUUUGUUAACAAUAAAUAAUUUAAUGUAUUUUUUCCGCUACACAGCGUUAAUAAACAAAAGCCUUUUCAUUAGACGGAAUUUAUUAAACUCAACAAACCAGAGUUUAGGAAAUAAAGUGACACCUCUUAAAAUGAAAAAUGUAAUAAGAAGCAGAGAGUGGAAUAAAGAUGAACUGAAAAAAAUGAAUGGGACAUAUUUAUCUUUGAUUUGUAACAUUCGUGUUACAGCAGACUUUCCAUCUGAUGAAAACAAAGCAAGUGAAAAAAAUGAAAUCUUAUCCAAACUAAAAGAAAGGGAUAGUGAUCUAGAUAAAAUAUUGAGAAAGAAGUCUGUAGAGCAUCGGAUAAAACCUUCUCAUAAUACCUAUAUUACUUCUCAACAAGGCCAACAAAUUGCUUUUAAUAAUUAUUAUGAAAAAAUACUGUCAAAACACAGUCUGAGUGUACCGCCAAAUUCAAAAGAGUUAGAUCCUGAUGAUGACGAGGAAAUUGUUUUACUAAAAGAACAACUAAUGACCACUGAACAAACUCAUUUACAAAUUAAAUGUGAAGCAGCAGUCAAAAACAAACCAACAAAUGUGAAGUGUAAGCACACCAAGCAGUCUAAAGUUGCUAGAAAAAGACAAGCAUCUCCUGACUUAAACUCAAAUCAAUACUUAGAAAAACUUCCUGAUACUAUUAAGUUAACCAGCCCGACAGCCAAUAGUGAUAUUUGUAUUUUGCCAAUACAAAGACCGAAUGGAUUCUUCCCUAAGACUGUUCUUCGUGAAAGUGGUCGUUCCAAAUACGGCUGGGCGCCCAAUUCCUUACUCCUCGGCAAGUAUUGUUCAAAACUGAGUCAGUCAGAGACAUAUGAUACUAAGAAAACAGCUAAAGUCAACUGGGAGGAAAUUGAAGCUCGAUUAGCUAAUUCAGGCUUCAUUAACAAAAUGGAAAAAGACACAUUGGAAGACACAAUAACUUCUGACUUCAGUACAGGUUGGAUAGUGGAAUCUGAUAAGGAACUAACUAUGACUAGUAAAGAAUUGAGUGAGGUUGAUGAAAUGGAUAAGAAUAUGGAAGAAAAAUUACUUGCAAGUAAGUUCUUGCAAAAAAGUAGUUCAGAUCAACACAUCAGCCUAUUGGAUUUACAAGAUCAGAUGAAUAGCGAACUAGAACAAAUUCAACCUGCCGAUGCUGAGAAAAUACUGCCAUCUUCGGAUAAAUGGAAAGUAAUAACUAAAAAUGAACUUAAACAAGCAGAACAGUCUAGGCAAAAGGAAAAGGAUUUACUAUCGAAUUUAAUUGACAGACCACCACUUCACCGUCCACAAUACGAACGAGAAAACACUGUCUUUUUAACUGAAUUUAGAAAUUCAGUUUCUCCGGACACAUUUUCUGCAUUCAUACUACCCGUCUUUUUGCAUAGGUUCAAGACUUCUAGAUGGUUACCUGCUUUAGGUUUGCUAAAUAAUCACAGACCAGAAGGAUGGAUGGAUUUCAAUGCAAGCUCUCAUCCUAUUUGUUUCAUUCAGUGGAUGCUAUGGACAAAUAUUUUACCCAGUAUAUGUUCCCAAAAAGUCCCACCUUGUAUGGAAGAUGAAGAUCCAUAUCUAUGCCAGACUAUUUCAGAAUUAUGUUACGAUAUGGAACUGCUGCAUACAGAUUUUCAGUUACCUGAAGAAUGUAUUAAUGAAUUGCGUCUGUGCCUAACAAAGUGUAUUGUUUAUAAUUUAGAAAAUAACGAUGAAUUUAGAGGAUGGAAAAUGCUGGAAGCAAUUAGUAAGACCUUAGUUGCUUUCGGUUUUCAUGAUAUUGACACUGUAGUUAUUUUACUAUUGUUAUAUGUGAAAGUACUGUUAACCACUGAAAAAGGUGACACACAUUAUCCUCAAGAAAUCACUAACAAUAAUUUGCUAUUAUAUAUACAUACUUCCCUUCAGUCGGCUGGAUUUAAAAGCAAAUAUUAUAAUUAUCUUGAAGAGGAACUGAGUCUACUGAAUAAAUUGGAUAAAUGUACAAAACCCAUCAUAUCGGGAAAAAUUCUCCACAUAAGUGACUGCAUCCACUUAGUCAGCAAUACUGAUGCGUUGAGUUAUUGGAUUAAAGUCUAUAGAAUAUUAUAUUUCUGGCUCGAAAACUGGUAUGAAAUAAGUGAUGGAAAUUUACUAAAGGAUAAGUCGCCCAGAUAUGCAAAGCAGACAAAAAGUAUAUUACUUACAACAGUGCCAUCUAGAACGGUUAAAAAAGGUGUGCGAUGGACCAAAAGCGAUAGUGACAACAAUGAGAAUCCCAUUUUGAAAGACGGUAUAAAGGCUUUAAACGCGUUCAUUGACUGGUGUCAUCAGCAAAAAUUAUCUGAAUUACGUGAACAGGCCAAAGAACAAGCAAUAAAAAGUACUACAAUAAAACCAGAAACUAAUAGUGUUUCAAAGCAACGAAUUCAAACACUGCAAGACGGUGAAGAAUCUGGAAAGCACAAAAUGGUUAUGCUUUUACCUCCAUUAAGUGAAGUAGAUCGCUGUGUUGUACGCUUAGGUGAAUCACAUGUGGUCGAAAGGCGUAAAUAUCGCAGGAUGAAGAAUAUUCUACAACCAUGGAUAAAAACUGCAGAGCAAAGCAGUUAUCAAAAUAUUAUGUCAGUAAGUCAGAGUCUACGUGACCCAACGCAACCAUCCUACGCCCAACCAUGGAGAUCAUAUAAAAAUGCAUUAACAGGUCAUUUCCCACCAAAAAUACACAUAAAACCAACAGAAUGUAAUUUACUACCGUUUAAUAAAUAUCAAUCCUUUAAAGAAAAGUUGGAACACAAACUCAAGGAGAUUGAAACUCUCAGAGUAAAAUUAACCAAUAUGAAAAAGCGAAACUGCUUCAAGAAAAGUAUACCUUACACUGUCUGCAAUAUGGACAAUGAAGAUUUACAAAAUUACCAAAGAUUUUUGACCGCAUCGAUUCACGACGAAGAGAAAGAAUUAAAUACAGUAGUCCAAUUGUUUAUUCCAAUACUAUCACGUCUCCUACCAAUACCCAUGAAACAAUUCAGUCUACCAGUUAUUCAUUUAUCACAUACAAACUUCAAAUCACUAGUGAGCAAAGCACAGUAUCUAACAAAUUAUGAGCAAGAAAACCAAGGCGACCAACAUCAGGACUUCGAUACAAAUUCAGCAUACCUGUCAGGUGACUUAUCCGCUGGACUUAUGUCUGCAACAUGACAGGAAGAGUGAUAAAAAUAGGAGCCUUCACUUUCUCAGAAAUUUCAAAAAUGUGAUAGAAUUUUAUUUAAAACGAUGUUUUCAAGGUAUGGUAUUUUGGCACCUGUUUUUUAAUUUAGAAAUCAAUAAAUUAUUAAGUCAAACUUCAUUUCUUUCAUCAGACUAAUAUACAAGUUCAGAC